AUGGCAGAGUGGGAUCCUACCGACUUUGACCUGCUGUACUAUUUAGAGAAACUUAGUGAUGAGGAAUUUCAGAGUUUUAAGAAUCAUCUACAGCAAUUUAUGCAGCAGUUUGGACUGAUACAGAUUCCAUCAGUUAACCUAGCGAGAACCCAGAAAGAGCUGAGUAAAGUACUAAUUACCUCCUAUGAGUCACAGCACAUCUGGAAUAUGGCAUACAAUAUAUUCCUAAAGCUUGGAAAGCACGAUCUCUGCACGAAGAUCAACAGGAGACAAAAAUAUACUGAACAAGUAAACAAAUAUUUCAUGAAGAAAAAAUUCCAAGACCUGUCGGAACAGGGCCCUUUUUCAGGAAUCAAUUACAGAUUCUACUGCGAAGUUACGGAAGAUGUUUUCUACACACUUGAAUUAUCAAUUGAUUUCACAGCCUCUUCGACAGGGAAUCUUAAUGUGUUCCUGCUGGGAGAUGGAGCAUCUGGGAAAUCUAUGGUCAUAACAACAGCAGUACUAGAGUGGACAGAAGGCGAGAUGUGGAGGGACACAAUCUCAUACGUGGUUCACCUCUCUUCUCAUGAAGCAAACGAGAUGACCAACUGCAGCUUGAUUCAGCUGAUCGCUAAGGACUGGCCCAAUAGGCUGGCUCCCAUUGGAGACAUCCUCUCCGAUCCCGAGAAGGUCCUUUUUAUCUUUGAGGACUUGGAUAACAUACAUUUUGACUUCCACAUGGAUGAAUCUCUUUUGUGUAGUGACAGCAGACAGAUUGUACCAAUAUCCAUUCUCUUCCUCAGUUUGCUGAGGAGAAAAAUGGCCUCAGGUUCCUGGCUCCUCAUCUCAUCAAGGCCCAACUGUGACCCAUCCAUAAAAACAUUGAUGGGUGAGAAAGAUCGCUGUGUGUUCCUGGAGCUCUCUGAGGAUGACAAGGAGAAGUAUUUCGACUUGUUCUUUAAAGACAAGCAGAAGGCCGAGGCAGCCUUCGCACAUGUCCUUGAGAAUGAGAUUCUUGUGGAUCUAUGCCAAGUCCCUGUCCUGUGCUGGAUCGUGUGCACUGUCCUGAAGCAUCAGAUGGACAGGGGGGAAGAUAUCAGACUCUCCUGCCAAACACCCACAGACAUAUAUGCCCAUUUUCUUGCCGGAGCCUUGACGUCUGAGGCUCGAAUCACCACUAAUCACCAUCGCCUAUUUCUCCUAAACAGUGUGUGUUUGCUGGCUUUUCAAGGGCUGUUUCAAAACACCCUAAAUUUUUGCAGUAUAGACCUCAGAAAUGUGGGCUUAACCCAGGAGGACAUCUUUCUGUUGCAGACCACGAAGAUUCUUUUGCAAAGCAGUCGCCCUACAAGCCAUUACAAGUUCCUACACUUGAACAUCCAGGAGUUUUGCGCGGCCGUCGCCUGUCUGAUGGCAGCAACCGAUUGUUCAAUCCCCUCAGCCCCCGAGAACAAACGUAAAGAGAAAAGGGAAUUAUACAAUGAUUUUAGUCCUGUAAUUACUUUCAUUUUUGGUCUUCUUAACGAGAAGAAGAGAGAAGUUCUUGAGAAUGCCAUUGGCCGUCGACUACCAAGGGUAGCAUAUUUCGGGCAGAACUUGCUAAUGCUAAUGAGACAUUUGGGGAACAAUCCGAUCCUACUGGAACACCACAUGCCUUUGUUUUACUCUCUCUUUGAGAAUCAGAAGGAAGAGCUUGUGAAAGCGAUAAUGAGCUUUUUCUCAGAAGUUACCGUUCAUAUUCACACAUACACAGAUUUGAUGGUCUCAUUAUAUUGUCUGCAGCACUGCCAUCCUCUAAAGACACUUAAGUUGUGUGUUCAAUACAACGUGGAAAACAGGUAUCCAGCUGUGAAGCUAACCCCUAGUCAAAUGACAAACCUCGACUAUUGGAGAGAGAUCUGCUGUCUACUUCACACUAAGGAGAACCUCCGUGAGCUGGAAAUUUGUAGCAGUGUCCUUGGUGGUAUUUCAGAAAGACUUCUGUCUAACGCCCUGAGACAUCCUAACUGUCAACUUCAAACACUCAGGUUGUCACAUUUCUCAGUUGAUACUAAAUUUGACAACCUGUUCAGGUCUAUGGUUCGUAACAGGAACCUCACCUUUCUGAACAUGAAUCAUAUGCCCAUUUCCCUAAACACGUUUUCCCUUCUGCGUGAGAUUUUGAGUGGUCCAACGUGCAGCAUACAGCACCUGAGCUUUGUGAACUGUCAUUUGCAAGCCAGUGCAUGUGCAGAAAUCUCUUCGAUCCUCAUCAGCAGCAGGCAGCUGAAAAAGUUGACCUUAUCCCACAAUCCCGUGAGGGACGAUGGGAUGGAAAUACUGUGCGAUGCUGUGCUCCACCCAGAUUGUGUUCUUGAGUCACUGACGUUAUUCCACUGCUGUCUCACUCAACAUUGUGCUUUCCACAUUGCGAACCUCCUUGUCCUCAGCAGAACUCUAAAACAUCUAGACCUGUGUGUGAAUUACUUACAUGACAAUGGAGUACAGAGUUUGGCUGUUGCCCUGUCAUUUGCAGAAUGUCAAUUACAGGAGAUAGAGCUGUCUAACUGUUUUCUUACCAGCGAUAUCUGCCAACAUAUUGCAUCAGCUCUUAUUUAUCAUAAUCUGUACCUGAGGAGGCUUGAGCUUGGGCAUAACAACAUAGGGGAUGCAGGAGUGGUGCCGCUGUGCUAUGCUUUGCAACAUCCAAACUGCAAGCUGGAGGCUCUUGGGCUAGAAAAGUGCGAGUUAACCAGUGCCUGCUGUCAGUCUCUCACCUUUGUUCUCAUGAGCAGCAAAACACUGAAAACACUCAAUCUGUCUGAAAAUAAUUUGGGUAAUGAAGGAGCUAGAAAACUUGCUGAGGGCUUGGGACACCCAGCAUGUGUACUUGAGGCACUUGGGAUUGAAAUGAGUGCUUUGAAUGCAGAAACUCAGAGGUUGCUGAUGGCUGUAAGACAAAGAAAUACCAGGCUGGUCUUUUUGUAUCAACCUUGCGUUAUAAGAGAAGGCAGACAAUUCAGUGAUUUGCAUAGUUCUCAGAGUCAUUCUCAGCCAGGUUCAAUGAAAUCUAACUACACUUGGCAGUCAGUCUUUUUCAAAGUUCCCAGAAGCUUUGCAUCCACAACAGGAGGAACUGCAGUUUCUGGGUACCCACUUUAACCAUGUUCUAUGUAAAGUGUAUUUGAUGUGAGCUGUCAUGACCGGGAUGCAGGAAAAUUAGGGUUAUGAUUUUUCAUUUGAUUUUGUUU
Molecule: messenger RNA, 3212 nt
Organism: Microcebus murinus (gray mouse lemur)
Lineage: Eukaryota; Metazoa; Chordata; Mammalia; Primates; Cheirogaleidae
Source: RefSeq, a predicted model, not a curated record